AUGGUGAGUAGUGUCUCGGCAAGCUUCUCUGACUUUGUUGUCGUGGGCAUAAAGGUCGAGCUUGGAUUGAAGAAUGGAAAAAUGAUAACCACCUCUAAAACAUCUGGUAAUAAUGUCAAAAAGUUUCCCAGAAGUUUUCAAAGAAAGAAAGAGGGUGAAACAAACGCAGUGUCAACCAAUCAAGGAAGGAGUCAUUCGUGGAAGAAGCAACAUCAAUUUGCUCAGCAACAACCAACUUAUCCAGUGCAGUAUAUUCAACAACCAUAUGUGGCAGCAGUCACAUCAAAUUUCAACCAAUCACAAGCUCCUGUCUAUCAACCUAUUCAACAAGCACCAGUAUACCAGCAAGCACCUAUGCCACUCGCUUAUCAACAGCCAAGGGCACAGGCUCCACGUCCACAAAAUCUUCCAAAUCAAAAUAGGGUACAAAGAGGUAGACCUUCUUUCGCUUCAAUCCCUAUGACGUACACUGAAUUAUACCCAUCGUUACUGCAGAAAGGGUUGGUGACUCCCAGACCUUUGGGUCCUCCACCAAAUCCUUUACCUCCAUGGUACAAUCAAGAUGCCCAUUGUACUUUCCAUGAGGGUGCCCCUGGGCAUGACUUAGAGGGAUGUUAUGCUUUGAAGCAUAUUGUGCGAGAGCUGGUUGAGAAGAAGAUCCUUUCAUUCCGAGAUGUUGGACCCAACGUAAAAAGUAACCCUCUGCCGGGGCAUGGUGAUAUUAAUGCCAUUGAGGAUGUUUCUGAUGUUUGUAUAAUCAAAAAUGUUGAAGAUGUUAAAACUCCGUUGCUAGCACUCCAUGCAAGAUUGGUGGGAGAUAGUUUGAGUGAUACCUGUCACGAAAACUGUGAAGAAUGUGCCGUUUAUCCAAGGGGAUGUGUUUUACAAGUUUGUGGUCCUGCAACAAAUGAGGAAAUUUCAGUCAUUGAACCCUUUUUCAAUCUACCAGAACCUGUUGAGAUAACUUAUCAAAGAAAAGAUGUUGUUCAUCCAUCACCCGUGGUAGUUUGUAUGCCUACCCCCUUUCCCUUUGAAAGCACCAAAGCGGUACCUUGGAAAUAUGACAUAAUUGUGGUAGAUGGAGUGGUAGAUGAAGAACCCAGAGAUGUUGAAGGUGAGAAAAGCUUGGAGAAUGUUGACACCAAUAUCACUAACAUCGCAGGGACGAGCAGAAUGACCCGCAGCGGUCGGAUUUAUACUCCCGAUGUCAAUAUAAUCCCUCAAGAACCAACAAGGGAAGCUACAACUGCAAAUCCUGCCCCAGAGUAUGGAGGGGUACAACCGGCAGUGCAAUCAGAUGAAGCGAUUGAAUUUCUAAAAAUGAUAAAGAAAAGCGACUACAAGAUAGUCGAUCAGUUACGUCAAACACCGUCAAAAAUAUCUAUCUUGUCCUUGCUUCUGAAUUCCCAAGCUCAUAUGGAGGCUCUAUUGAAAGUGCUUGCUCAAGCUCAUGUUACUCAAGAUAUAACGGCUGAUGAAGAUGCCUUAGAGACCUCUUUCCAAGCACUUGAAAUAUCCAAUGCCACACUUGCAAAAGUAAAGGAUCCUAUUGAGAAAACCAGUUUGUCGUUCGCCUCUUCGAAUAGUGCAAGGUUAGCAUUUGAAAGUGGAGGUCCUACAGGUUGGGGGCAAGUCAUCAAUGUUAGCAAGAAAAAUGAUCGUUUUGGUUUGGGGUACAAGCCUUCUUCUAAGGAAGGAGCCCUGGUCCCUGCAAAGGACCGCAUACGGAGCAUACAAGAAGUUUUCCUAAGCACAUGA
This is a messenger RNA of Lathyrus oleraceus (garden pea), 1758 nucleotides long. RefSeq lists its product as uncharacterized. The coding region runs from base 1 to 1758 and encodes 585 amino acids. NCBI's taxonomy places the organism in Eukaryota, Viridiplantae, Streptophyta, Magnoliopsida, Fabales, Fabaceae. The transcript has 3 exons. The record is from RefSeq and is a predicted model, not a curated record.